GAGUUGAGAUUUAGUGCUCUGCUGGAUGAAACAACCCCCCACUAACUAACAGAGAGGGAAAGUAGCCUAUAGGAAGAAAAGAGGGGGUGUUGUACUGUUCAUUAAACACUCAAAGACGCGCAGGAAGCCUUUAUCGUUUCCAACAAUGAGAUCAGAAAAGGGGGUUGCUAUCUUCUGUAAAGCCUAGGACCCUGAACAACAGGAGGAAAAGAAAACACAAACAUACAUAGUGGGAGUACAUAAGUGAUAGAAGCAAAAUGUCUCGGACCGAGGAGGUCAACAAGAUGACAGAAAAUGUCUACAAGGGGAUUCUGGACCAGUUCAACCCCAGUCUGAAGAACUUUGUGACUAUGGGGAAACACUAUGAGAAAGCCCUGACAGGAGUGACGUUGGCUGCAAAGGGGUACUUUGAUGCUCUGGUGAAACUUGGAGAACUGGCGAGUGACAGCCAAGGCUCCAAAGAGCUGGGAGACACACUGUUUCAGAUGGCCGAGGUGCACAGACAGAUUCAGGUGCAGCUGGAAGACGUGUUGAAGCUGUUUCAUUCUGAGCUGCUCGCCCAGUUGGAGCAGAAGCUGGAACUGGACAUCAAAUACCUCACAGCCACUUUAAAGAAGUAUCAGAGUGAGCGGAGGUCUAAAUCUGAGUCUAUCGAGCGCUGCCAGUCCCAGCUGAAGAAGCUCCGCAGGAAGAGCCAAGGCAGCCGUCACCCGAACAAGUAUGGAGACAGAGAGAUGCAGUUUGUGGAGCUGAUGAGUCGUCGCCAAGGCGAGCUGGACGCACUGGUUGCUACGGGUUACAAGUCCGCACUCACUGAGGAGAGAAGACGAUAUUGCUUCCUGGUGGACAGACAGUGUUGUGUCACCAAACUGCUUAUCAACUACCACUCUAAGGUGAGAGAGCUUCUGUCGCAGAAACUGUCAUCUUGGCAGCAGUCAUGUUCUCAGCCAACGAAACUCCCUGAGCGCGCUCUGAAUCUGCUGCGUCACACCGCACCACAAAGCUCAGGGGCUGCUGGGAUAGCCGAGGUCCUCCGUCACACCAAGCUCGGCUCUGCUCAGCCGGAACAGAGGCUCUCUGUUCAAGAAGUCCCUCCUCUCUUAAAUGGAGACUCCAGUCGCUCCCAGCAGCAACGCUCGCUCCCCUCUUCCUCCCAGAGCGACACCUGUCCACCUCAGGGCUCCCCUCAGACUUUCCGCUCCCCGUCCACCGUCGGAGGAGCUGCUGGAGGUUCAUCAUGUGGAGCGUCUCCUCAACACACCAGCACACCCGUCAGCGCAUCAGCCAGCCCCCUCAUUGACAGCAGUACCAGCGGCAGCGCCAGCCCUGCCGCGUCCACUCCCACCACGUUCAGCAGCUCGGCCCAGCAAGGCUCUCUCCCGGCCGCCAACACGUGCAACCUCUCCCCGAGCCUCAUCCCCUCCACGGUGAUGUCGCUCAGCCACGUGUCCCCAACCAGCACCUCCACGCAAGGCAUGACCCUCACCAUCCCCCACAGUGCUCCUCACAGUCCUCCGCUGCCCCACAGCGCUCCUCUCUCCAGGGCCAUGACCCCUGUGCAGUUACUGCACCAACAGGUGGGACCAGGAGGAAGCAACACUUCAUCACCCUCACAUCCCUGGCUGAUGAAGUCUGCGGAGAUGUGUGCGACAGCAACACUUCCACUGCCGAGGAGACCUGUGAGUGAAAUAAGGCUGGGCGGCUUUCAAGGCUCCAGUCUCCCCAGGAUGCUGCCUUUAUCUGGACCUACACGUGUGGAAGCCAUGUUUGCUCACUCACCUGGAGCAUCAGAGGGCAGCGGUGGUGGCGGCAUAGGAGGCGGGGCCUGCUUACUGCACUUCCUGCCUGGUGAUAGCAUCACCCUGCUUAUUUCUGAGCCCAGAGAUGGGUGGCACUAUGGUCAAAAUGAACGAACUGGACGGAAAGGCUGGUUCCCUUUCUCCUACACCCAGCCACAACACAGUAGGAUGGAUCACAUCGAGAGCUCUCUCUUCUUAUCUAAAGCUAACAGCACCAGUAUGGGCCAGCUCGACAAGUUGGUGUCUCCAGGUCUACCAGCCCUUACCCCCGAGUCGGAGGAGGAGCACUCCCUUCCUCCCCAGAGGGUCAGCACCUUCCGCCCGCGCCCGUACAGCAUGGCCGACAGCAACAAGAUCUCCUCAGAAUUGGUCUCUCCACCACCCUCCCCAACCAGGCCCAAUCCAUUUGCCCACAUCCGCCUCAGAAAAACAGUCACCAACGAUCGCUCAGCACCCAUCAUCGAGUAAGCGAUCCUGUUCUCUGUGCUCUGUUGAUCCAUCAAGCCUCAGGUUGAAUCCUGAACGCAGCACAUUGGUUCAUGUUGAUUCUUUUGAAUAGUACUUUACUUUGUAUGUUCUUUUUUUUUUUUGCAAUUUAAUCAAAUACAGGUUGUGUUUCAUGGGCAAGAAAAGUAUAUUUUUAAAUCAAAGUUUUAAGGGUAUACGUGUAAAGGCUGAUCUGUUAUGAUAUAAUUACAGUCCAUUCACUGUUGAGGUAGUUAAUAGGAGGAAGUAGAAACAGGACCACUAUUAUAUCUGAAAAUUAUGUUUGAGUGAGAUGUGGGCAUUAAAAUAAAAUCUAGGCUAGUUAUUUUUGUGAAACAGAAGUAAGAUGUUGCCUGUACUUAGCUUUUGAGAUCAAAAUACUGAAUCUUGCUCGCCUAGAAUAACUAACAUUUUCAGGUUUGUCCUGGCCUAUAAAAAGAUGCCUCUCAUUGCUUUUGUUUUACAGUGCAAUUUUUAUACAUAACCUUUUAUGUAGUUUUUUUUUUGCGUGCCAUAUUCAGAAAAGUGUUUUUAGUUCAGUUGAUCUAGGGACUGGCUCCUAAUAGCAGGUUGUGGUGUAAUUUCACCUUCGCUAUAAUGAAGUGUCUUGGGAAGAGGACAGGCUCCUACUCUAAAAGUGCUAUUAUUAUAUCUUUAGAAAAGCUGCCGGAUUGUCGGGUUUUCUUGGUUUCGAUGAAAACUUUUUAAAUUUAUUCUGUCUUUUCUAUUUUAAAAUGUGGUUGUUUGGUUGAUUGAGACUUGGCAUCCUUUAAUGAAAUUGGCACACGACUUAUCUCGUGUAAAUUAUACUUUAAACAACACGGUUAAUGCUGUUUGAGUGUACAAGUCCUCGUCAAUGAUACAUCAUGUUAAUGCCAUUUAACACCAUAUAUUCUGCUGCUGUGAAGUCACAUAUCAGUAUUUUGUGAGUGUAGAUUAGUUAAACUCUUUACCUCAAAAACAGCUCAAAAAAAAUUAUGUCAAGACAAAUUCUUCCCUAAAUAUAAUUAUUCAAAGUUUGAAUUUAAACUGCAGUUACAGAAAUUACUGAGACGUGUUAAAUUCUCAGUAGAAUCAAUGAGUGAAAUUUUUAAUAUGGAGCAAAAAUAGCUAAACAACAAUAAUAAUAAUAAUAAUAAAAAGCUCAUGAGCUUCACAGACACAAACUCUGGAGUCUGGAGUGUGUUACUAUAACCACCAAUAGUUGAACAUUUGGAUGGUGUUAUUACUGAAAGACGGGUUUAUUUUAGAAAGUAGCAUGUUAUGGAGGAUGUAAAGUUUUAAGGAUGUGAGAUCUCAGCGCUUAGUCUUUGGAUUUGAUUCUUGAUUCCUUUUCGGUCCCAAAUCUAAAGCUUAACAACACCUAGGCUAGUUAAUUCUUUUAGCUGCUUGUUUACCAAACAGACUGAGCAGAAUCUUCAAGAGAGACGUGAAAGCCAGGACGGACGAGAGGAUGGAGUUUUUAUUGGGGAAAUGUACUUAUGAAAGUGAUGAAGAAGGCAUAAAGGAAAGUUGACCAACGUCUGAGCAAGUGUUCAUGGUAAACUAGAGAUAUCCAAAGUAAAUCUGUAGCUCUGUAGGCAAGAAAACUGCAGUUUAAAGGUGAACUUUUGUAUUUGUGCAAACUGACACUGUUUAUGUUCCUCCUGUGCUCUUAACUGCCUUGAGUUGCUGUGAUUUUUUUUUUUUUUUAGCAUCUUGAAGAUUCAAGAUGUCACCCACAAGGGUUGUAGUAUAUUGUUUCUAACAGCACAUGUAUUACUUUGAUUAGUUUGGCAUCAAUAGUAAAGAUAAAGAUAAUGCUUAUUCAUGCUUGUAAAUAGUGCUUACACAUUUGUAAUUGUAUGUUAUUUGACUUUUAAAAACAUGCUGAUAGUAUUUCACUUUGGUAGAAUCAUUUUGACUUCAGGCAGAAGCAGUAAACCUCUAAAUCGUUUGACAGUGGCAUCAAUUUUUUCUCCUGAAUAUGGGAACAAACAGGAAGAGAGACCUUGUACAUAAUGGCACAGUAAAGGCAAAAUGAAAUAAUUUUAGCCUUUGCAGGUUUGAAUGUUUUAAAUAGUUAUAUUAAUUUACUCAGAUUUAAAUCUGUGAAUGAAAGUAAUUAGUGGCUGUUUAAGUGGCUGCCAGUAAAGUGUUCCUAGAGAGGAUGACACUUACACAGUGAAAAAUAUUCUAAAAUAAAUAAUAUUGCCAUGGAUUGCAUUAAUGGAAAGUGUCCAAAAAUGAGAGUGUAGAAAGUAUUCAAAGAGAAGAACAUUUUUAGAGAUA
Thunnus maccoyii (southern bluefin tuna) is the source of this 4556-nucleotide messenger RNA. RefSeq lists its product as uncharacterized. Gene Ontology annotation, biological process: actin filament bundle assembly; positive regulation of actin filament polymerization; actin crosslink formation. Gene Ontology annotation, cellular component: nucleoplasm; cytosol. NCBI's taxonomy places the organism in Eukaryota, Metazoa, Chordata, Actinopteri, Scombriformes, Scombridae. Gene Ontology annotation, molecular function: cytoskeletal adaptor activity; protein binding. The record is from RefSeq and is a predicted model, not a curated record. The coding region runs from base 258 to 2267 and encodes 669 amino acids. The transcript has 15 exons.